AUGUUGACACUGCCAUACGAGGAAUCUCAUAUGAUGUGUGAGCCGCGGUUCGGUGCCAAUUUUCCCCGUGAAAGCUUACCUGAGAGCCUGGAGCAGGAGCGACAACACAACCCGGAGAGGUCCAACUCAGACAUGAGGGAGGCCGAGGACGACUUCUCCGACCGAGAUGAGGACGAGAGGGAGGAAGACCAGGACGAGGACGGGCUCCCUAAAAAGAGGGGCCCCAGGAAAAAGAAGCAAGGGAAGGAGCAGAUGGACCGCUCCAAACUCCGGCGUCAGGAAGCCAACGCCCGGGAGCGCAGCCGGAUGCACGGCCUGAACGCCGCGUUGGAGAGCCUGCGUAAAGUUGUGCCGUGCUACUCCAAAACUCAAAAACUGUCCAAGAUUGAGACCCUCAGACUGGCUAAGAACUACAUCUGGGCCCUGUCAGAGACUCUGAGUGCGGGGAAGAGACCGGACCUCCUCUCCUUCGUGCAGACUUUGUGCAAAGGAUUAUCUCAACCCACGACCAACCUGGUGGCCGGCUGCUUGCAGCUCAACGCCAGAAAUUUCCUCACAGACCACAACGGGGAGGUCAUGUUCUCUGGCAGGUCGCCUUACGAUACCAUGUACUCGUACCCGGGCUCAGACAUGAACACGCCCCCCGGACACAGCGCGAGCAGCCUGGACAGCAGCGCCAAACCUUUUAGACACUACGGCUACAGCGGCGCGUACGAGCCCUACUACGAGAACCCGUCUCCCGAGAGCGCGAGCCCACAUUUCGACAGCCAGCUGAGCCCUCCUAUGAACUUUAACGGGAUUUUCUCCCUAAAGCACGACGAUCCACCAGACUACGGCAAAAGCAGCCACUAUGGGAUGCGCUACUGCAGUGCGCCAGGACGCACGGCUCUGGCGCACAACUCCAUGUACCGCGUCUCCCCAGAGGGCCGUUUCCCCUACGACCUGCACGUCCGCAGCCAGUCCUUCCAAGCACAAGGGGAAGUUAAUGGCUCUUUCCACAAUUAA
Messenger RNA from Cheilinus undulatus (humphead wrasse), 1005 nucleotides. RefSeq names its product neuronal differentiation 6b (gene neurod6b). The coding region runs from base 1 to 1005 and encodes 334 amino acids. The transcript has a single exon. Lineage: Eukaryota; Metazoa; Chordata; Actinopteri; Labriformes; Labridae. The record is from RefSeq and is a predicted model, not a curated record. Gene Ontology annotation, molecular function: protein dimerization activity.